AUGUCGGCGGAGACGACCCUGACCGCGUCCUCCAAGGCCACGGUCACCUCCAUCGUGUCCGAGACCCUGCUGCCGAUGUCGCUGGCGGCACUGCUGCCGCUACUUCCGGCGGCGACCUGUGUGCGGCUGCCGCUGGCGUUGUGCUCGACGAUCGCAUCCUACUACAAGCAGCGCGCGACGCCCGGCGGCCUCAUCAUCGCCGAGGCCACCAACAUCACGCCCACGGGCCGCGGAUCCUGGGGCUCCCCUGACAUCUUCGCGCCCCAGCAGAUCGAGGCUUGGCGCCACGUGACCAAGGCCGUGCACGGCAAGAUGUUCCUGCAGUUGUCGGACUACCGCACGGCCGCGGAGAACGCCCUCAAAGCGGGCUUCGACGGCGUCGAGCUGCACGCCGCCAACGGCUACUUGCUGGAGCAGUUCCUGCACGACGGCAUCAACGACCGCGCCGACCAGUACGGCGGCAGCGUCGAGAACCGCGCGCGCUUCCUGUUCGAGGCACUGGAGGCCAUCCUCGAGAGUCUGGACUCGUCCAAGGUGGGCAUCCGACUGUCCCCGUUCGGCGGCAGCUUCGGCGACAAGGACUCGGACCCCGUCGCCACCUACACGUACGUGCUGAACAGGCUCAACAACUACGACCUGGCCUACGCGCACCUGAUCGAGCCGCGUGGCUACCACGUGCGUGACCCGCUGGCACCCGAGAAGGGCUCGGCGCGGCAGUUCCGCGAGACGUACAAGGGCGUGCUCCUCGCCGCGUCGGGCUUCGACCGGCAGUCGGCCGUGCAGAUCGUGGAGCCACUUCAUCUCGAACCCGGACCUGGUGCGGCGCUUCCAACUCAACAAGCCCGUGAACGACUACGACACGGACACGUUCUACCUCGGUGA
Messenger RNA from Phytophthora sojae, 882 nucleotides. RefSeq lists its product as hypothetical. Gene Ontology annotation, molecular function: oxidoreductase activity; FMN binding. The record is from RefSeq and is a predicted model, not a curated record. Lineage: Eukaryota; Oomycota; Peronosporomycetes; Peronosporales; Peronosporaceae. The transcript has 2 exons. Bases 1 to 882 code for a protein of 293 amino acids.